UUGCUCCCGCCAUGGCGCUCAACAAGUCGAUGCACGCGCGCAACCGCUACAAGGACAAGCCGCCCGAUUUCGCCUACCUGGCCGGCAAGUACCCCGAGUUCCGGCAGCACGUACAGACCACCCUGGCCGGCAGGGUGAGCCUGAACUUCAAGGACCCCGAGGCCGUGAGAGCUCUGACGUGUACCCUUCUGAAGGAGGAUUUUGGGCUCACCAUUGACAUCCCUCUGGAAAGGCUCAUUCCGACCGUCCCGUUGAGGCUGAACUACAUCCACUGGGUGGAGGAUCUCAUUGGCCAUCAGGAUGCUGACAAGGGAGUGCUGAGGCGGGGCAUUGACAUAGGUAUUUACUGUGAGCUGUUUAUAAGGCGAAGUGUUUAAUUAGUUCGUUAUUUA
Messenger RNA from Meleagris gallopavo (turkey), 392 nucleotides. The record is from RefSeq and is a predicted model, not a curated record. Lineage: Eukaryota; Metazoa; Chordata; Aves; Galliformes; Phasianidae.